Molecule: messenger RNA, 535 nt
Organism: Ctenocephalides felis (cat flea)
Lineage: Eukaryota; Metazoa; Arthropoda; Insecta; Siphonaptera; Pulicidae
Product: venom serine protease Bi-VSP-like
Exons: 4
Coding region: 1-513 (170 amino acids)
Biological process (GO): proteolysis
Molecular function (GO): serine-type endopeptidase activity
Source: RefSeq, a predicted model, not a curated record
AUGGUGCGUCUUGGAGAACUGGACUUAGCUUCCACCAAUGAUGGUGCACAUCCAAUAGAUAUUCCGAUAGCAGAAAAUCAUGCACGAAAAUCUGUAAAACCAAUAUGUCUGCCAACACCAAGUGAUGUAAGGAAUGAUGACUACGUUCGCAAAUUUCCAUUUGUCGCUGGUUGGGGAGCUUUACGAUUUGGUGGGCCUUCAGCUACUAAACUUCAAGAACUUCAAAUACCAGUGGUGACCAAUGAACAGUGCAAGGAAAACUACGCGAGCUUUAAAGCUCAGAUAAUCGAUGAACGGGUUUUGUGCGCUGGAUACGCCAAUGGUGGCAAAGAUGCUUGCCAAGGCGACAGCGGUGGGCCACUUAUGUUGCCAAUCAAUGAUAACCGAGACGGAUACCAUUAUUACCUGAUAGGUGUGGUUUCUUACGGAUUCAAAUGCGCUGAACCAGGAUUUCCUGGAGUCUAUACCAGAGUGUCACAGUUUUUGCCAUGGAUAGAAUCAAAGUUGCUUUAAUUGUUUCCCUUAUUAACUAAAA